Molecule: messenger RNA, 642 nt
Organism: Toxotes jaculatrix (banded archerfish)
Lineage: Eukaryota; Metazoa; Chordata; Actinopteri; Toxotidae
Gene: nms
Product: neuromedin S
Exons: 7
Coding region: 51-389 (112 amino acids)
Source: RefSeq, a predicted model, not a curated record
ACAAAAACGCGCAACUACAGCGGGGAAGAGCAGCGAGGACACACAGAGACAUGACUCUACCAGCUGUGCGACAACUUUUUCUUUUCUGUUUAUUCUGGUUUCUCGGGUGUUGGAGCACAACAGACGCCAGUCCUUAUGACCAGUGGGAAGAUGGCAUAGCUUUAAGAAAGGUGCGCGGCAUCCAAAGUGAUGAUUUGAGUGACGUUCUGUGGAGAGACCAGAAUGAGGAACAAGUCCAGAAUGUUUUCAAAAGAUUUCUGUUUCAUUACUCCAAAGCGCGUAACUCUGUUGGAGCUGUACAGCAUGAGUCUCACUCAGUUCACCCUCUGAUGCGACUUUUGCCCAAGCUUUCCCAGAGGAGGAAGAAGGUGCUACUUUUGAAGAUUUGAGGGCUGCCUGAGGCGACGUAAAAGAAAAAUCUAAAAAACAAACGAAGGAAAUCAGAUGUAACAGAAGAUGAACAGCAGACAGCUUCUCCUCUGGACAUCACAUCCAAAAAUCAACUGAUGGAGCAACGCACAGCGUCUCCGACAUGUCUUCUCAGACAAAAACGUGACUUUUUGUUAACAGAAAAUAAAUUAUUGUAUAGAUGUAAACAAUAUAGAACUGCACGAUCAUGCCUGCCAUGUGUCUUCCUGUUUC